Molecule: messenger RNA, 1113 nt
Organism: Cladocopium goreaui
Lineage: Eukaryota; Dinophyceae; Suessiales; Symbiodiniaceae
Source: the annotation of a GenBank genome assembly
AUGCAGCAGACUUCGGCUUUGAACCGUUCUGCUUUGAUCAUGCUGCACUUGCUCCUCAGCCAGUGUCGGUACGGUUGUGCGCUUCGGGUUCCAAUCGUUUGCACCAUGGUGCCACGCCCAAAGCAGGAUGGCUUCAUGGUCUACGCGCAGGGUCCAGAGGACUCGAUGCAAUACCUAGCUGAAUACCUCCAUGGUGCUUUGGGCCAUGCUGCCAUCCCAUCAUUGGCUCUGGCCGUGGCAUUGAGCCGCAGUCGCAGGCACAACCGUCGUGCUGACAAGAGGAUUCAGUGCUGCGCCGUUGCAGAGAAGGAGAAGACCACGACUGAGAGGCCCGUGUAUCCAUUCUCCGCCAUCGUGGGACAGUCGGAAAUGAAGCUGUCCUUGAUCCUGAACGUCAUCGAUCCCAAGAUUGGUGGAGUCAUGAUCAUGGGCGAUCGUGGGACUGGCAAGACCACAACUAUCCGAGCCCUGGUGGAUCUCCUGCCCGAGAUCGCCUGUGUGUCCGAUGACCCCUACAACUCCUCACCGGAGGAGGAGGAAGUCAUGAGCCAAGAGGUGCGAGAUCGGAAGGCAUCUGGGGAAGACUUGCCUUUGAAGUACAAGAAGGUGCCCAUGAUCGAUCUGCCUCUGGGUGCCACAGAGGACCGCGUCUGUGGUACCAUUGACAUCGAGAAGGCCCUGACCCAGGGUAAGAAGGCCUUUGAACCCGGACUGCUCGCGAAAGCGAACCGCGGGAUUUUGUACGUUGAUGAGGUGAACCUUCUGGACGACCACCUGGUGGAUGUCUUGUUGGACUCCGCAGCUGGUGGGUGGAACACCGUGGAACGUGAGGGCAUCAGCAUUCGCCACCCUGCCAAGUUCAUCCUGGUGGGCAGCGGCAACCCGGAGGAAGGCGAGCUUCGUCCCCAGCUGUUGGAUCGUUUCGGCAUGCACGCACUCAUCAGGACGGAGCGUGACCCCGAGCUACGCGUGAAGAUUGUGGAGAGCACCCGAGACUUUGCGGAUGACCCCGUGGGUUUCAGAGAGAAGUUCCUGGAAGACAACCAGGAGUUUGCCACGCAGAUCCUAGAGGUGAAAUCGAGCUUGAACGUUUUUGUGGUUGUGGAUGGGUAG